Molecule: messenger RNA, 8162 nt
Organism: Cryptotermes secundus
Lineage: Eukaryota; Metazoa; Arthropoda; Insecta; Blattodea; Kalotermitidae
Exons: 8
Coding region: 1-6237 (2078 amino acids)
Biological process (GO): carbohydrate metabolic process
Cellular component (GO): extracellular region
Molecular function (GO): chitin binding
Source: RefSeq, a predicted model, not a curated record
AUGGGAGAUGAAAGAUCGCAUCGAAACAAGAGAGAUUAUUCCGUAUUUGAACACGUGGACGACAUCAGUACCACAGCGUGGACACCCUCCAGGCGGUAUGGACCGAGGGAUGUGAGGAGGGCUGAACCGGGAAAAAGAUUGGCCCCUCACAGACCCACUUUAAGGAGUACACGUACAGACACUGACAGACGUGCAAGAGAAAGACUUCGCCAGAGAUAUCUAGCGUUGGAUGUGCAGACCCCCAAGAGCCGGCUACUUCUGCUCAACAUUCCUACUCAGCCGGAGAUCCUCGUCAAACGAUUCGAUUUGAAAACUCUGACAAAAUAUGUGGACUACUUCAUCGUACCAAGCCACAAUCUGACAGACAGCUCUGAAGAAGGUUUCACCUAUCACCCCAGCCGUCUCAUGGGCCUUAAUGACAUUCUAAACACGGAUUCUCUGCUGGACUUGCUGAUGGGUCUCGGAGCCCAUCAUGACAAGCUCAUCAUAACCAUUCCAGCCACCGCGCUGCGGUUCACCCUAAAAAACGUCGAGGAAAACACGCCCAGAUCUCCAGUCACGGAUGGGAAAGAAACUCUUACACAGACGGAGCUAUGCACCUUACUGGCUGAUGGAGGCUGGACUAUUGAGCGAGACGAUGACCUCACGGCGCCAUACGCCUUCAAGAAUGACAGCUGGAUUGCCUUUGAUGACAAAAUCAGUGUUGGCAUAAAGAGCAAAUAUGUGUUACUCCGUGACCUAGGAGGAGCAGCACUGUACGCGGUAGACAGUGCAGACUGGUCAGGAUCCUGUCUGGAGGAGAACAGUACCAGAAGCAGAGCACCAUUAUUACUUCACACCCUGUAUCACGCCUUCACAUCCCUGGCUCGCAAAUCGAGAGGCGUUCUACUAGAAACCCUGCAGCAGGAUAUCAGAACCUCAUCCCUGCGCACCGUCUCAGGUGACGUGCGGCUGUCGCCUUACCGAGUCGUGAGAGUGGUCGACCCCACUGGACAUUUGCACGUCGUGAGAAGGGAUUCAAAUGUCGAGCUCACAUGCACAAGGCCGGGUUUCUUCAGACACCCACGUACUUGCAAAAGGUUCUACCGAUGUGUGAAAUUCGACCAAGACUCAGACGAGUUCACAGUAUUUGUGUAUGACUGUCCUCCUGGUCUGAUAUUUGAGCAACGCUGGGAGAUCUGCAUAUGGCCAGGGACAACACUUGAAGAUCCGUGUUAUGGUUCCACUGAAAUUGCUCCCGUUCCUAAGGCCCGUUAUAUCUGCCCCACAGUGGAGGGCUAUUACGCAGAUCCUGAGAACUGCCGUUGGUUCUUUGCCUGUCUGGACCAUGCACGAGACGGCAUCUCACCUCUGACAGCCUAUGAAUUCCGCUGUCCUUUUGGACUAGUCUUCGACGAGAAGAACCUACUUUGCCAAUGGCCAUGGCUUGUUGAUGGAUGUGGAAAAGGCGGUGCCGCCACUGGAGCCUACUUUGGUUCAGUAACAUUUGGUGGCGCGAGAAGAGGUUACAUUGCAACAGCCGGAAACGGAUACACAAUUGGUGGUGGAGGUGCUGGUACUGUACUAUCACAAGCAUCCGGUUCCGCUUUUGUCACCGCAGGUGAUCUCAAUGUGCGAUCUGGAAUUGGCGUCACUUCCGGUGCAGACAGAACGGUUGUACAACGUGGUGCAGGACUUGUAACUGGUUAUGAAGCAGGAUAUGGUGCAGGUGGCGUAUUGCUAACAGAAGACAAUACAGGCAGUAACGAACGUGCAUCACUCACGCAUGCUGCUGGAGCUAAUAGAGGAAAUGUAAAAUACAGCGGUAGCUCAGCGCUGGGAGGAGAACUCGGUGGACAAAUAGCGAACGCUUACAUAACCGGCGGAAGAAGCAGUGAAAGUUUUGGAAAUGCUGGUUCUUAUAACGAAGGAAGAUAUAUCUCUUCUUACGCAUCGCUCCCUGAUUCUUACGUGUCAGGUGGUAGGAUUGAAAACUCUGGUGGAUUUGUGUCGGGAGAAUAUGUCGGAGUCCAUGGCAUAGGCGCCGCGUCUGCUUAUAUAUCCGGCGGGCAAGCUGCCGGCAUUUCUACCGACUCAAAAAAUGCUUUCAUUGGAAGCAGCGGCAGUGCCAGGGCUUUGUAUUCAUCCAAUGUUGCUCAUGGUAAUGAAGGCUUGUACUUCUCAGGCGGUGAUCUAUCUUCUGUCUCUGACCAGACUGUGGUCAAAACACCAAAUGUCCCAGGUCUUCUAGCUACUACAUUUAAGAAACCAGCCGUAGCUCAAUUGCCCAUUGUACAUCCCACUGCAGUUCCUCCUACAGCACAUCAGCAAAGAUUGGUUGGCAUUUCACAGGUUCAAACUCUAAUACCUUCUGUAGAGAAGGUCCCAGUUGUACAGCCUGCCGCAAUCCCUGUUGCUCAAGCAGUCCCCGUGACGGCCUACCAACAGACAGUAGUUGAGACUCCACAGGCUCCAGCUGUUCCAGUAACAACUUUCAGAGAAGCUGCCGUAUCAAAGAUCCCUGCUGUACAACCUGCUGUAGUGCCUCUUCCUCAAAGAGUCCCUGUGACAGCGUUUCAACAGACAGUUGUUGAGACUCCACAGGCUCCAAUUCUCCCAGUAACAACUUUCAGAAAACCUGCCAUAGCAAAGAUCCCUGUUGUACAACCUGCUGUAGUGCCUGUUGCUCAAACAGUCCCUGCGACGGUGUAUCAACAGACAGUGACUGAAACUCCGUCGCCAGUUGUCCGAGUAACACCUGCCGUGGCGAAGGUACCCGUUACACAAUCUGCCGCGGUGUCCGUAGCAGAAGCAGCCCCUGUGACAUUAUACCAAGAGAUAGUGGGCGAAUCACCGGCAGUAGCAACUAUCCCUGUUGCCCCAGCAGUGUCCCUUGUUCAGAAAACUGUACCUGUCACAACCCAUGUCAGAAGACCUACAGUAUCACACGCGCCGAUUGUUGGGGCAGCCCCACUUGCCACUUACUUUCAAGAAACACCAGUGGUUUCAGAUCUUUCGACAAGAACCAAAUUGCGACCAGUUGCACAUCAGGCACCAAUCAUACCUGUUGCCAGACCUGUUGUUCCCAUUGUAAACACGUAUUUGAGCACGCCCGCUCCUACUGUACUUCCAAUUCAAACUGAAUUUUCAGAAAUAGGUGUGUCUGGCUUUGCUAUUGGAAGAGGUGCUGGAGAAGGGCGUCAUUUCCAAGGAAGACCUGCUAUAUCUGUUGCUACGAAUGGAGCUGCUGGUAUUUCAGUACCAAAUGUAAGCUCUGAUAUCGAAACUUUUGGUGCAGUUGUCACUGAAAAUGCAGUUCCAGUAACUCCAGCUCCUGUGAUAAGAGCAGGCGUUUCUUCUGGAGGUCAUUCCUUCUCAACUACAGCUACUACUGUCAUAACGAGUGGUUCAGUACCUGUAUCCUCAGUUCAAAGUAAAGCUUCUAGUGGAAAUGUUCAAUCACCGCCAAACUCUGCAAUCCUUUCCAGCAAUUAUCUUCCAGUGACCCCUGUGGUCACAUCAGGAAUUUCUAAUGGGGCUUAUUCAUACUCUACCCCAGCAAGUGCUAUCUUAACCGGAGACGCUGUUUCCAUUAAACAAGUCCCAGUUCUGAAAUCGCAUGUGCCUUCUGAAAGUUAUUCAUUAUCAACACAUCUUCCCACAGAGAAAUCAAAUGCACCAUCAAGUGAAUAUUCAUAUUCUUCGCCUGCACCUAACAUACUGUCCAGUGGUACAGUGUCAGUUAAACCAAAUGUUGGGGUGUACUCAGUGCCAAGCAUUGAUAUAGUUCCUGGUGACACUGUUUCAAUCAUAAAUACAAGAAUAACGCCAGCAGUUGGAUAUUCAUAUCCGAAACCAUCUAGUACUUUUGCCACUGGAAAAGCUGCAACUUUUAGAGGAGUCUCUCUAGCAAGUGGACUUGAGCCAGCAGUAUUCGAGAGUUCUCCGGGGUUAGCCUCAGGUUUGGAAAUCCCAUCUUCCACAGCUGGACCAACGUUUGUAGGUUCAGAUGUUACUGGAGAACGUUAUAGUACAAAGGUUGGAGCCACCAGACUAACUGCCCCUCCUGCUUCCAAUAUAGAAAUUAGCAACAUCCAUAAAAAUGGGUACGCAUCUUCAUCAGUUACAGAUGUCCCACGCAUAUCCAUAUCCAGAGGUUAUACAUUAAGUCAGAAAGCUCUUCUUUCAUCCAAUGUAGAACCAAUUCAUUCAGUGUCAAUUGCUGAUGGAGAAUUCGGAGCACGAAAAUCUGAUCUGGGUCGUGAAUCUGUAGCACCUUACCCUGCAGAAGCAAGGGAGAGAUUCUCACCACAAAUCAACGCCACCUAUGGGGCGCCUCCUGUUACAGUAUACACAACAGAUUCAAACUUCAUUUCUGUUACUGGCCAUGCACAAGGACGGGGAAGACCUUAUCUUGGUCCUGGUUACGUUUCUAGUGCUCCCAUCCCAACAACCCCAACGCCAGGACCAAGAAUUUUUUAUUCAGAUACUCCAAGGCCUAAUUUUGUUUCAUCUACCUCAAGUCCUGCUGCAUAUAUGGCUGAAAUCAUACCUAAAUCUGAUGGAGUAGUGUCGACCCCAGUACCAGCUGUAACAAGCACACUCAUAGGUGAAACCUCUGCUCCAGUUUCACAAUCAACAUCAUCAGAUCACCAGAACCUAGAAGUAUUUGGUUCAAGACUUGGUCAAUCCGCCUCACGUAGAAAACCAGCACCAAUAAUGCGCAUUAAUUAUGAUAAUGAAAAUACUGAAGCUCUUCUUGAUAAAUAUUCAGGAAAGUUCGGUGGUCUCCUGGACAACAAUAAGGAAGGUUUCAUUAGUGGAAUAAUAAAUGAUGAUCUUGUUGAUCGUGAUAGAGGUCGGGUGAUACAGAAUAGUCGAGUAAAGGCUUCCCAAAGAGGACGUGUUGACACUGUCAGUCUGUCAGGCUUGAAUACAGUAUAUUCAGCUACUGGUUAUAGUGAUAGAAGUUCUAGCAUUGUGUCUGGAACCACAGCUGGCUUCUCAACAACACCUGCGACCGAUAUCGGCUCGAGUACUUUGGGAAAUACAGCGUACAUUAGCACAACUUCAUCACCAAAUUCAGGAGGCUUCAGAGGAAAGUUCAGAUACGGUUCGAAGGUAAACACAGAGGCCGAUGGAGGAAAUGGAUAUGACGCCAUCACAGUUGGACUUGAAGACAGUAAACUACGAUCUAAACAAGAGCCUGUUGUAUUUAUCACUCGUCUCAGUGAUGUCAACCCCCUCCUAAUCGCCAAAUUAGGUGCUCAGUGCACAUGUAAAUCUAAUACUGUCACACUGAAGAAACCAGAUGAUUUUUCAAAUGUUGGUAUUUCAGGAAGUAAACUGGCACCAAUUUCUAGCGCUACUUUUGAUGAUGAUGUAACUUCAAGAAGUGGAACAUAUAACAUUCCUGAACAUAUACCUUUGGCACCUCUUCCAGGAUCAAACCUUGUAACAGGUAGUUCUCCAGAUAUGAUUCUUGGACUGAAUGAUGAAAUAUCUUCAACAUCACAGAGUCUGACUCCGGUACCUCUUUCAACACCUAAAACUAAUGAAUUCCUCGAGGCAAUUGGACUGGACGAAAUUAGAGUCACGCCAGCACCUACAGUGUUGAUAACGACAUCGAGGCCACGCACUAAGCUAACAGGAGAUGCAUACAAAAGAGCAAAGCCUGUGGACAUUAGAUAUCUGGUUCCUUCCAAUACAGACGUGAGACUUCGAACAGGACCUCAGAGAUUAUCCACCACUCCUGAACCUCUCGAUAAAGUCAGCUCCACCAUCUCUUCUGCUACAGGUAUCAGAUAUCGCACAAGACCUGAGGCACGAAACGUGGUCUCCACCACAGCUGUUCCAGUGGCAGUUGUCUCUGGUGGGUAUCAUGAAGCAGGAUCCCUUGGUCCCGGAGCAGAUGCAGUGGCAUCGACAAGAGGUUCAGGUGUUAGAACAGAUGGCAGUCUAACCAAAGCAGGGUCAGGUGCUACAGGCGCUGGCAGGUCGUUUGAUAGAUAUGGACCUGGUGGUUGGCGAGGACUGGAUGAGACCUUGCAAGGGUCUGUAGAUUGUCAACGAGCAGGCCUGUUCAGACAUCCAAAAUACUGUAAUAAAUUUUACGCGUGUUACUGGGAUGAAUGGAAAGGGCGUUACACACUUCAUGUGUUUAAUUGCCCAGUUCACCUUGCAUACGACUCAAAUCUAGGUGCAUGUAACUGGCCAUCAAAAGGUCCUGCUUGCUCAGAUGAUAAUCUGCUUGUGUAAAAUUUUCCGUUCCUGAUAAAGAUUUGAAGAAGAGUGCAUCUGUUAUGUUUAUAAAUUAAAUAUACAGAGAAAGUGCCUUCUAUGAAUACCAUAUUGUUUCACUGAAGAAUUAUCAGUGAAAACACUAAUAAAAUCACGCUCUCUCUCUCUUAUGGGAUGAGCAUUUAAAUUCUUGGUGACUACUUUAUACAAAUGGAAGUUAGAGUAACCAUAUAUAUUUUGUAUAUGUAAAGAAGAAAUUUGGUCUUGGAAUUUUCUUUUCUUUUCCUUAACGGUUGAAGUUUUCAUAACAGAAAUUUGUUAAACCCCUGUAGUACGAUAGUGACAAAUACCUAUCUUGCAGGGAAACAAUGUACUACAUUGAUAACUAUGAACUUGCAAUUCACAGUUAUAUUAAUUACACAAACAGUCUUUUUUUCUGCAUAAAUAAUACAAACUCCAGUCUUCAAAAUUCUUAGUGAAAGCAGCAAUUUUAGGUAAAUGGAAUAUUACUCUAACAGCAAUCACAGAAGUUCAAUUUUAUCCAAUUUUAACCAUCUUCUGUUAAUAAUAAAAUGUUAGUUUUAUUAUUUUUCAAGUAAACUGUGUGAUAUUUAAAGUAUAACAUGUAAAUAGAUUUUUAAAAAGAAUUUGGUACUUCUCAACCUACGUGUAUAUUUACUUUAUAAACGACCCAAAUACCUGAAGCUUAAAAUGGCCUAAUAAAGUGCUGAAGUUUAUCAACACUCAGCUAUAAGGGAUGUCAUACUUAAAAAAAUAAUGCAACUGUGCCAUUUUUCUGUAGCUGUGAAAAUUAUUGUUCAGAUCUUCUGCUAAGGUGAUCAGAUAAGUUAAACUUAUACAUUGUCCUUAUGACUCAAAACAUUUAUCCUGUUGUCUUCUGUAUGAUAUUAGUAAAGUUCUUCUAUUUAAUUUAAGCUGUUGGUCACACUGACAAGUUGAUUAAAUGUGAAACAUUAUUGCAAUUAAAUGGGCAUGUAGAAUGUUCCUUCUUAAAACAGCUGAUGAUGCAUUUCAUUCUUUCCGAACAGAGAAAGAAAUGUGAACAUCUGUAUUACAGACGUCCCACUUCUGUAUAUGCUGAUUACGACAGAAGCUUAAAACACCAAGAGCUUGUAAAUACUGAUGUGAAUGAUAAACGUUCACAUCAAUUAUAUAGGGCUCUGACGAUGAUGUAUUACAAUCAGGAUUACUGAGCUUCUGGGCUGUGGCCACUGUCUAAUAUUGUGAAGGUGCUCACUGUUUUUAGAAUUUGUAUUGGUUUCCAUACUCAGAUGAAUGGUGUGAGGUGAAAUCUGCUCGGUUGGAACCACUCAAUCAUUGGACACACCUGGGCUCAGGUUUUGUUCCAGGAGAUAAAAUGAAGAUGUACAAUUAAUGCUGUGGGUACCAGAACACUAGACAGAGGACAAAGCCCAAAAAGACAGUAAUCCUGGACAUGGGUUCAACUUUAAUCAUACUCUUAACAUACAUUUCAUAUACGAAGUUCUGAAUGAUUAUUUUCAGCACUCUCAAUAAACAAUGAAGUUUACUCUCUCCUUGGAUGUGAUACCAUGUUGUUGGGUAGAUCAUUACUUACAUUUAGAAGAAACCUACUGCUUCUUGUCUGAAGAUGGGCAACAUGCCAUCACAUCCAGAAAACAACCUUCUUAGUCACUGUUGUGGGUUCCUCAAAUCUCAAUAAAACUGUAUAUACAAGAAUCUAUGCGAAAACUGUCGUAAAUACACAAUAAUAAAUCUACUUACUGUGUCAUAUUAAUGCAGUGUGGCUCAGAGAGGAUAAUUUAUGCAUAACUUAUUUAUAUUUAUAAGCACAAUCACUUCUAUAUAUGUAAAGUGAAAUGACAAACAAAAUAGCUGGAAAACAAAUGAACCCUAUGUAUAGUAUGUACUUUAUAAGUCCAGUUAGGUAAAAUGACUGUCAU